ACUUCUACUCCUUGUUUACCUCAAUGGGUGAAGUAAUUCGUUAUCUCAAGGGCGUCGAUUACAAAUCGUAUAAAGAAGCUAUCAAGGCGUAUAGUUGCUUUGACCACUUCAACAGGUCAACCGAAACAUAUUCAUUCGCCAAUUAUUUUAACAUCAUGCCAUCUUGUGAAAAAGAGGUCAUUAGCGUGUUAAGCAAUCUCGUGAGAAAGCAUGGCGAAUAUCUUUCAAAGCAUUCUGACGAAGAGACUGAAGAGUUGUUUCAGGCCGAAAUUAACGCUAUGGUUGUUUGCAAUGCUGAAGAAUAUUAUCGUUGUAUGAUGGAUGGCGGGGCUGAAGGCUGGAACAAACGUGAUACCCAUAUGAUGAAUAUCCUGCAGAUCUUGAUAAAGAAAUAUGAAAGAGCUCUAAAAGGAAAAGAAGCCAAAGUUGUUGUUUGGGCUCAUAACAGCCAUAUUGGCGAUGCAUCUCAAACGGAUCAAGGAUGGGCCCGUGGUGAGAUUAACAUCGGACAACUAGCCCGUGAGCGACUCGGUCAUAAUCGUGUCUUUAACAUUGGGUUCACUACUCACUCCGGAACAGUCAUUGCAGCUUCGAAUUGGGGCGCUUCAAGGGAGGUUAAAACAGUAAAUCUAUCACGGAAAGAUUCUGUUGAAAAUAUUUUUCAUAGCAUCGCUGGAGAAAUCAAUGAACAAAACUUUAUCCUACCAUUUACCAGAAUCUCACCGGAGAAUAAUAAAAAAACACCGAUCUCUUCGGACUUGGUUGCAGAUCUUGCACGUGAACCUUGCCUACUUCAACGUGCAAUCGGUGUAAUCUAUGCACCACACACCGAACGUGCAUCACAUUAUUAUCAAGCAAAGAUCUCGAAACAAUUCGACGCAGUGAUUCAUAUCGAUUGGACGAAUGCGCUGAAGCCAUUGGAUGAGGUCGAAAAAAUCGAACCUGAAGAAAUUAUGCAUGAGUUACCUGAAACCUUUCCAACGGGCGAAUAA
Messenger RNA from Acaulospora morrowiae, 992 nucleotides. The record is from the annotation of a GenBank genome assembly. Lineage: Eukaryota; Fungi; Glomeromycota; Glomeromycetes; Diversisporales; Acaulosporaceae.